AUGUCGCAAAAGGCGGCUGGCCGGGCCUCGGCCCGCGAGAGGAACCCGCUGGAGCUUCCCGAGGGAAUCAACAAGCGAUGCGACCUGCCUCCCGAGGCCUACUGGCACGCCGAUCGCGUCAAUACUCCGUAUGCUCGUCGCACCAACUACAACACCAGCGGCGAUGACAUUCGCGUCGGCGUGAACCAGUUCCGCAUCCAGUCCGUCGCUGGCAGGGACGUUUACCAGUACGACGUUAGCAUCACUCCCGAGCCCAAGGGCUCCAUCGUCUACAAGAAGGCGUGGCAGACCAAGGUCGUCCAGGGCAAGCUGGCUCAGCUGCCAAACCCUUGGCUCUACGAUGGCCGCAAGCUUGCCUGGUCGACCAACAAUGUGCCGGGACUUAAAUGCGAAGUUGACCUGGGCGCCGACGAGGGUCGUCCCGGUCGGAAGAACAACACGUUCACCAUCGAGAUCAAGCAAACCUGCAAGGUUCGCAUGGAAGCACUGAAGGCGUACCUGACCAAGCAGAUGGGUUGGGACAACACGGUCCUGGAGUGCAUGAGCUUCCUUGACCACGUCCUUCGUCAGGGUCCCUCUGAGCGUAUGCAUCUGGUCAAGCGUACGCUCUUCAAUGAGUAUUCCCAGACGAAGCGCCUCAACUCGUGCACCGAGGCUAUCAAGGGCAUUUACUCUGCUGUCCGCCUGAACGAGUCGAUCAACAGCGGCGGCCUUGGUCUUGGUGUCAAUGUCGACGUCGCUAACCAGACAUUCUGGGUCGGCCAGAGGUUCGAGCAACUGGCUCGCAACUUUCUGAGCUGCAUGAACCGCAAGUGGGCAACCAUCGACUACGACGGCAUGCGGCAGGCCCUUCUGCCCGUGAAGAUUGAAGUGAAGGGUGGCGGCACCACCUGGGGCAUGUCAGAGGCCUUCAAGGCCCUGCGUCGCCUGCAGAACAUCCGGUUCGAGGUGAAGCACCGUGGAAACUCGCAGGGCCCCAAGGAAUACAAGGUCCGGCGCCUUGCAUUUGACCCCAAGUAUGGGGAGACGGGUGCCUGCGCCAAGGCUGUCACCUUCGACAAGAAGAUGCCGGAUGGUUCCACCAAGACCUACAGCGUCUUCCAGUACUACCUCGAGCAGUACAAGGCCAGGAUUCAGCACUGGUACCUUCCCCUCAUCGAGACCACCAAGGCUGGAUACUUCCCCAUGGAAGUGUGCGAGGUCCUCCGCUUCAACCCUUACCCCUUCAAGCUGGAUCCCGCACAGACCCAGGAGAUGAUCAAGUUUGCGGUUCAGCGCCCGCAGCAGCGCAAGGCCGAGAUUAUGCAGAUGGUGCAGAACCUCGAGUGGGAUAAGGACCGUUACCUAGCCCACUUCGGCAUCAAGAUCAACCCGAUCAUGCCGAUGGUCCCGGCGAAAGUCCUCCGGAACCCUGUCGUUCAGUUCGCCAACCGGUCUACCGACCCCAAGAUGACCGGUCGGUGGGAUCUCCGCGGUAUGAAGUUUGUUCUCCCCAACAAGAAGCCGCUCGUGUCGUGGGCCUUCGUCAUUGUCGACGCCUGUGUCGACAAGCCCACCAUGGAGAACUUCGCGAAGGUCUUCAAGACUACGUACGCCGCCCAUGGUGGCGUCAUUUCGAGGGACCCCAGGAUCCUGAUGCCUCCAGUGGGCACCGGGCACGACAAGAUCGUCGAGGGCGCCUUCAACCAGUGCGGCAAUGAGAACAAGGCCACUCCGCAGAUCAUCUUCUUCGUGCUGAGGGACAAGACUUCAUGGGUGUACGACCGCCUGAAGAAGAACGCCGAUUGCCGGUUCGCGUGCCUGACGCAGAUGCUGCAGGCCCAGCACGUCCGGAAGGCGCAGGGCCAGUACUGUUCCAAUGUCUGCAUGAAGGUCAACUCGAAGCUUGGCGGGCAGACGUCCAGGAUUGCCCAUCAAGGCCAGGGCUCUGCGUUCUUCAAGGUUCCCACCAUGAUGAUCGGCCUGGAUAUCUCGCACGGCAACACAGCUUCUGGGUCUGUCUCGGUGGCGGCGAUGUGCGUCUCGAUGGAUAAGGACGCGGCAGUUUACGAUGCCGCUGUGCAGACCAACGGCCGGGGUGUGGAAAUCCUGCAGCCUGAACACAUGCACUCGAUGCUCGGGCCGCUGGCCGUCAAGUGGCGGCAGAAGAACCAGGUCGCUCCCCAGCACGUCUUCUACCUUCGCGACGGCGUCUCGGAGGGUCAGUUUGCACACGUCAUGGAGUUUGAGGUGGGCGAGAUGCGGAAGGUGUUCAAGGAGCACAUUGGCGGAGUCCCCAAGAUCACCGUCAUCAUCGCCACCAAGCGGCACCACAUCCGCUUCUUCCCCGAGCGGGGCGACAAGAACGGCAACUGCCUGCCGGGAACGCUGGUGGAGCGGGAGGUGACGCACCCGUUCCACUACGACUUCUACCUCUGCUCCCACGUGGCCAUCCAGGGCACCGCUCGCCCGGUCCACUACAACGUGCUGCAGGACGAGUGCGGGCUGAAGGCGGAUGACCUGCAGCGGAUCCUCUACCACCAAUGCUACCAGUACUGCCGCUCGACCACGCCGGUCUCGCUGCAUCCCGCGGUGUACUACGCGCACUUGGCCGGUGCGCGGGCGCGUCACCACGAGGACAUGGCGACCAGCGACCAGGUCCCCAAGGAGAGCAAGUACUUGGUGCUGCGGCGCCCCGGGCCGAUGGCCAAGCGCGAGGGCAGCGAGACUUCUUCUCAGAGCGAGGAGACCCAGCCUCCCAAACUCUUGAAGCCUGGCAGCUAUGGCGGUCGCGCGGAUGCCAUCGAGACAUUCACGAACACCAUGUGGUGGGUCUAA
Thermothielavioides terrestris NRRL 8126 is the source of this 2817-nucleotide messenger RNA. RefSeq lists its product as uncharacterized. Bases 1 to 2817 code for a protein of 938 amino acids. The record is from RefSeq and is a predicted model, not a curated record. NCBI's taxonomy places the organism in Eukaryota, Fungi, Ascomycota, Sordariomycetes, Sordariales, Chaetomiaceae. Gene Ontology annotation, molecular function: protein binding; RNA binding. The transcript has 8 exons.